Molecule: messenger RNA, 2723 nt
Organism: Spodoptera litura
Lineage: Eukaryota; Metazoa; Arthropoda; Insecta; Lepidoptera; Noctuidae
Biological process (GO): protein ubiquitination
Molecular function (GO): ubiquitin-protein transferase activity; zinc ion binding
Source: RefSeq, a predicted model, not a curated record
CCUGACAUGACCUGUUAAAGUUAAAAAUGGAUGAAAUUAUGUAAUUUAUUGUUUCGUUAUUACAAAAUUAAAAGUAUGAUUAUGAUUCGCGAUGAAGAUGAAAGAUGCGGAAAUUAGUAACAUUCAAUUUAACUGAUUGCAAUGAUACGGAGUUCCCAAGUGAUGCUAUUCAAAACUUGAGGCAGGCUGUAAUUGUUCCAAUUGCUUACAAGCCGAAGAUCCAACAAGCUUUGCAAAGAGUCGAUUUUCAAUAUCAUAGAAGUUGUAGUUACUCGAAUCUCUUACGGGAGUGUAAUGUUGGCGAAGGGGAGACCUUGUUGAUGUUCUGGGGCUACGAACGCUCUGACAGCAGGGUUACUAUGAGCAUGUCCGCCUCUAGCUGCUCAUCGUUGCACACGCCGACAAAUACACCGAGCAGCCAGAGAGAUAAGGAACUGCGUUCAACCGCCCAACAGACUGAUAUAAGCUGUCGGUACUCCCCCGGCAUCUCUUCACCAGCGAAUCCGAAUGACACGGAGGAACAGCGUCAGAUGCGUGCACGGAUCGCAGACUCGCUGACGUUCUCUUCUCCCGCGUCAUCUCUGGUGCAACCAGCGGGCCGCUCCAUGUCCAUCCUCAGCUCCGUCUGCGCGUUGCUGCUCAAUAAACAAGGCUCGCAAGCCGCGAAGGAGGUGUCGAGCUUCACGGGCAGCCUCCGCUCGGAUAACAUCUGCCGCAUCUGCUUCGGCGGCGAGUCUGCCGAGCGCCUGGUGCGGCCAUGCUCCUGCCGAGGAACCAUCGCUGCCGUGCACCGCUCCUGUCUGGAGCGCUGGCUGCUGCAGGCUGCCACGUCCUACUGCGAGCUGUGCAGGCAUCACUACAUUGUCACCAGGAGUCACAAAUGGUCAUGGAUGCGGUCGAUGGCGGAGUGGGCGAUGUCGGGACGCGGGCGUGCGCUGGCGGCGGACGUGUGGCGCGCGCUGGCGCUGGGCACGGCCAGCGUGCUCGGCACGGCGCGCGCACUGCACGCCUGUGACGCCGUGCUGCAGGCGGGCGCGCGCAGGGGAGGGGGCGCCGCACUGGCUGCUAAUCUCUUCUCCUCGUUGCUUAUUGGAGUUAUUGGCGCGCUCAACGGCCUGCUGACGACGUGGAUGCUGCUGAAGAUCCAGGAGCACCAGCUGUCGUGGCAGGCGUGGCGUGACAGCACGCUGCACGUGCACGUCACGCUGGCGGACGAGGAGAGCACGCUCACCCCGCACCCCUCCGACGCUACGGUGGUGGGCGACGAAGAUGGUAAUGCCACCGCUGACAGGAGCACUAAUGUCGCUGAUCCUUUUAUGGUUGCACUCCCGUACAAUCUGCCAGACCCAUGAAAUACAUACACGUAUUACGUUACAAAAAAAUCAAGUCUUUAUUUUCGGUUACAUUAAAUUGUUGUCUGGAGGCACGGCGGUGGUCCGCCAAGUUAAUUCAUUUGCAGCAACUAUGACAUUUUCGUUUUUGAGUUUCACGAUUACGACCGGCGCUUGUUUUAUAAUUCUAAUGGGUUUGGUAAUAUUACGGCAUAUCAGAGAUGCGAACCCCAUCACUUAGUAACUCUAAUGUAAGACUACAAGGUGUAACAUCUAAGCCAACAGGUGACUUCCUGAGGUGCGCGUGGCGUCCCCAGGGGCACGGGACCGCCACGCCCGCUUCGUCCUAUAUAAGUCACUGUAGCUCUGAUUUUCAUCAAAUAAAUACUUUUGAAGUUACUUAAUUUAUUUUUUUAAUUUCUUUGAACUUUAUUUUUUGCUUUCUCGUUAUCUAUUUGAAAUAACACUCUUCAAUGCGCACUUUUUAUUUUACCGAUAGCAAUAUUUUGGCCUACUAAAUAUGAUUAUAACGACUUUUGACAAGAAUACGUUGACGACGUCAAGUUGUAAAUUGAUGAAACAAUCGUUAGGUGCUACCGAUCGAGUGAUAUUAGAAAGUGCGCUAUUGUCAGACAGUUGUUUUUUGAGUUUAUUGAACCUUGUGAUAAUCCAUUUAGGAUGAGCCAUUUGGGCAGUAUUAGGCUGGCACUCACUGCUGGCAAACGAUUUCACCAGUAAUCAAGUUAUUAUGAAGAAAAUGAAUUUAGAGUUCAUGUUACUUUAUGUCGAUCGGUACUAUGACGCCGCGGGAUGCCGCAGCCGCAGCACCGUCUGCCUGACCGUGUCGUGUCAGCAGUGAACGCUGGCCCUCAGGGUGUUUACAUAAUAUAAACAAGUUGUAGAUACGUGUAGACAAAUCUGUAUCGUGUCGGCACUGUCGGUACCUAUGUCUUUAGAGAUGUGAGUGAAUUGAAUACUAAACAUCCACAUUAAAAGUAUUAUGCCCGUGCCGAUCGGUACCGACUCGAACAGAUUCCACCAGUAAAGACUUGUUUUUAUGUAAGCACCCUAAGAUAGGUAGUAGGUUAGGUAUAUCAUUGUGGUCACCUCGGUUCACCCUUGUUUGAUCGAACAACGUUUGAUAUAAUAUUACUAACUCAAACAACGUUUCGUAUCAACAAAUCAUCACUUAGUAUAAUAUCGUUUGACAGAAUUUUCAGUUCGUCGAAUAUUUAUUUGCCAUUUGCUAUAACAACAUUUGCGCUAAUGAUCAAAAGGUAUAAUGUUUGAUGUAAUGUUCGGAUGGUGUAUUUUGAACUAGAAAACAGUUAGACUAAUGUUAAAUUAUUUGCAAUUCAAAGUCAAAGUCAAAGUCAAACCAUUUAUUUCAAU